Molecule: messenger RNA, 1249 nt
Organism: Daucus carota subsp. sativus
Lineage: Eukaryota; Viridiplantae; Streptophyta; Magnoliopsida; Apiales; Apiaceae
Product: methyl jasmonate esterase 1
Exons: 3
Coding region: 85-888 (267 amino acids)
Biological process (GO): salicylic acid metabolic process; jasmonic acid metabolic process
Molecular function (GO): methyl salicylate esterase activity; methyl indole-3-acetate esterase activity; methyl jasmonate esterase activity
Source: RefSeq, a predicted model, not a curated record
ACUCGUCAAUACCUACUUUAUCAUAUCUACUUUUAAAUUUGAUAUAUAAAAAAAAAAGGUUACCUCGAAUAUCCAGAACUGCAAAUGGCUAGUCACUUUGUGCUGGUUCAUGGCGCGUGUCACGGAAGCUGGUGUUGGUACAAGGUGGCCACAUUGCUCAAGUCUGCAGGUCACACGGUCACGGCCGUGGACCUUGGUGGUGCUGGAAUCAACCCGAAGCAGCGCCACCAGCUGACUACUUUAGCUGACCAGUUAGAGCCACUGAUGGAGCUUAUGGCGGCCCUGCAGCCAGAAGAAAAGGUGAUCCUGGUGGGACACAGCAUGGGUGGGAUCGCAGUUUCAAUUGCUGCAGAAAAGUUUACAAAAAAUGUUGCUGCAGCUGUUUUUGUCGCUGCUUUCAUGCCUAAUCCUGAUUUCAAUCUUCAUCAAUUUUAUCGGCAGUUGUUCAACUCACAGCCAGACAGCAAUGACAAACAAGUCACCGAAGCUGGCGUAUUAAAUUUCCAGGACAGCAGAUUCACGUUUGAGGAAAGAGAAGAUUCAAGUUCGUUCCUCUUCAGACCCAACAUUCUCAGAUCCACCUUGUAUCAACUUUCUCCACCGGAGGAUCUGACACUUGCAUCGUCAUUAGUUAGACCAAUGCCAAUUUUUCGAGACCAUGCGUCUCUAAAGGCGGCUGAACUUACAAACAAAGGUUAUGGAUCCAUACGCCGAGUUUACAUAGUGAGUCAAGGAGACUUGAUAAUACCCGAGAAGAUUCAAAGGGAAAUUAUUCUGGAUUAUCCACCUCAGGAUGUGAAAGAGAUAAGUGAUUCUGAUCAUAUGGUAAUGUUUUCCAAGCCUCAAGAACUGGACUCACUUCUGCAGGUUGUUUCCGAGGAAAUGUAACCGAAUCAUCUCAUGAAAGAAUAACUGAGGACAACCUUUUGAUCAUGAUCAAAUAAGAAGCCGGGGCCUGAGAAUUUGAGACACGUUGAUAGAUUUGCAUUUUGCAAUCAAAAAGUUAUUUAUAUUUAUCGGUAUUUAAAAUGUCUUUGGUGAGAUUAUCCUGUAAUGCAUUACGUUACACUUUUACGCAUCAUAAUUCUUUCUGUAGGGUAUCUUUCUGUUAGGUGUUGGACUGGAAAUUUAAUCCAAUAAAUAUAUGGAUUAGAAAUAUUCCCUCCAUCCCAAAUUAGAUGGCCCCGUUGACUUUGGGCACACAAUUUAAGGUUCAUUGACCGCAUAGUUACAUGAUUUAUUUUUAAAA